ACUACCGUGUGUCCUUCAGAUUUUAUUGCAAUUUAUUCACCGUUAGCCCUUUCCGAUUAGAUAACGCUUUAUUAAGUAUUAAUUACUCGUCUUAAGGUUUGAAACGUGCACUACCGAAGCUGGUGGCUUCCUUCUUACAGCUUCGGGAUUUAUAAACGGGAUCUGAAGUGAAGUCUCGCGAGAACAGAGGGAUCAGUGGGCUUUGGCUGUCAGGGUUGUGCCUGUGGGAGACGGCGUAGAGAAACUCUGAAUAUGAGUGAUGACAAACCGUUCCUCUGCACUGCACCUGGCUGUGGUCAGCGAUUUACAAAUGAAGACCAUUUGGCAGUCCAUAAACAUAAGCAUGAGAUGACCCUCAGGUUUGGUCCAGCACGCAGUGACAGUGUCAUCAUCGCUGACCAAACACCGACACCCACACGCUUUCUGAAGAACUGUGAGGAGGUCGGACUGUUCAACGAGCUCACUAGUCCCUUUGAGCAUGACUUCAAAAAGGCCACAGAGGAGGAGAUUAAAAAGUUACCUUUGGAUUUGUCACCUCUUGCAACUCCUGUUGUACGAAACAAAAUCGAGGAACACGCAUCCCUUGAAUCCCAUCGAGACAGCCCUCUGCCCCAUCCCGAGUCUACAACCAGUGAUGACAAGGAGGUUUCUUUGCAGCCGUCCUCUCUGCCUACGUCCACUAUAGUCCGUCCUGCCUCCCUCCAAGUCCCCAAUGUACUUCUGGCCAGUACUGACGCUAGUGUUGUUAUUCAGCAAGCCCUUCCAUCUCCAACGUCUAGUUCUGUUAUAACUCAAGUCCCAUCCUCUAAUAGGCCAAUAGUUCCUGUGUCUGGCACAUUCCCAGUGAUUCUGCAGCUUCCAAAUGGACAGACCAUGCCCGUCGCCAUCCCAGCCACCAUCGCCAGCUCUAACGUACACAUCCCCACUGCCAUACCUCUGGUAAGACCAGUCACCGUAGUGCCUAACGUUCCCGGGAUCCCUGGUCCUUCCUCUCCACAACCCGUCCAAUCAGAAGCAAAGAUGAAGCUGAAGGCAGCUCUCAGUCAGCAGCUUCCUCAGGUAACGAACGGAGACACGGAGCAAUGUCGCGCCGCCAGCGAGACUUCGCCCCCAGUCCCACCACCAGUCCCACCACCAGCUGAGGAGACAUGUCCACAAUCCCUACAACAACCAGCAACGUCAACCACAGAAACACCUGCAUCACCAGCCACGCCCGCUCAGCACACACCCAGUACAGGUGGGCGGCGCCGCCGGUCAACCAACGAAGACCCCGACGAGAAAAGACGAAAGUUUCUGGAGAGAAACAGAGCAGCGGCCUCACGCUGCAGACAGAAAAGGAAAGUGUGGGUACAGAGUCUGGAGAAAAAAGCAGAAGACCUGAGCUCAAUGAACGGACAGCUGCAGAACGAGGUGACUGUGUUACGGAACGAAGUGGCCCAGCUGAAGCAGCUCCUGCUUGCUCAUAAGGACUGCCCAGUGACGCUUAUGCAGAAGAAGUCCGGCUUCCACUUGCUCGAUAAGGAGGACAGCAGUGAGGAGAUGUCCGUCCCUGGCAGCCCUCAUAACGAGGCCAUCCAGCACAGUUCUGUCAGCACAUCCAAUGGCGUGAGCUCGUCUACAGCAUCCGGCUCUGCCACUGGGCCAACCACAGACCAGAGCACAGAGGGGGAGGAGUCCAGCACGGCCCCGGCCACUCACACCCAGCCCACUAAGAGCUGAUCGAGAUUCUCUGUGGUUACUUUUAUUCCUGGCAGCCAUGUUGACGUGAUGUUGAAAAACAUCCCUCACGUUUCUUCAGUCUGGAGAAUGCUCAUCAUCACGUUUACUUAAUUUGCCAUCAAACACAUUUGAACAAAAUGUAGUAAAGAUGCAAAUAGAUGGCACUUUACAAACCAUGAGCAAGAUUGUACCGAAUGUCUGAUUGUUUUGUUUUGUUUUGUUCCUUCUCUUUAGUAUCCAUGUUUAUUUAUUACAUGUACAUGAUUAUGAGUUAUGUGACAUUGGAACUCUGUAGUAUUGACUGGCUCUGUGUGUUUUAUAUAAGAGUCAAAUGCCAAAGUGUGUCCUGGCUCGACAUAACAGGAAAUUGAGUUUCUCCAGCACUACUGCAGGCCUACGGAGAGACGGAGCAGCCACGUUUAUUUCUUUACGCCUUUUCCAUUUUGCACAUGAGGAGAGACAGGUUGUUUACUUUUUUAUGUAGUGUUUGACUGUUGAUACAGACAGGUCUGGCAACUUCUACGCCUAGAUUUGAAUACAUGCAUUAUUUCAAAUCUUCGACGAUCGAGCGCAGUUUAAACACUUUUUUUCCUUUGUGAGUGAGUUAUUGGCUUCGUCCACAAGCGCUAUGAUGUGGGCAGAAUGUUUAAAGUAAUCUUAGGCCUGUAAAAGCAAGUCUUAAGGAUAUCUGGUUUAGAAUCAUGUCUUUUAAGAGCAAAGCUUUGAUCAACAUUCCAUGAGUAGUUUGUUCCAGUUGGGUAACUGUAGGACUGUAGAGCAUAUUUCACCAUACAGACGUGUCUUUGAUGUUGAUUUUAGCCGUGCCAUUUUUAAAAAAAAUGUAUUAGUUACAGAUAUUGAUUUGUAACUGAUGAAUACAGGCAGACGGCCGUAUAAAAGUAGAUUGUGUUCUCAGAUCACAGAGGCUUUCAUGUACAUAAUGUGGAUGGAGUGGGAGGCUUUUUUUUUUUUUUUUAAUUUAUUAAACGAUUUUAUGUUCCUUGCCACUUGCUGUCAAAGGGACAGAUUUUGAAUCCAUCGUGUUCUACUUUACAAAACACUGUUAGAUAAAAUACGACUUUUACUGUUAUUAAUUCAAUUCAGUUGAUUGUCAGAUACUGCAUUCUAGGAAACACUGUAAAUUGCAUUCAUGUUGAUAACAUUGUAUAUGAUAUCUGCAGAGAUUUUGUGCAUUCUUUCUGUUCUUAGGUCUUACAACCUUUCAUUUCAUAAGAAUAGUGAAAAUGUUCUUUAAAAAAAAAAAAGGAAACACUUGGAAUAGUUUAUUCCCUCCAAACGCUAAAGUAAAGAAUAAUUAUAAUAAUAUGACUUUUGAAUGAUUAAUAUUAUAAUCAGGAGAUCAUUUCUGAAAAUAAGGACAAUGGUUCAAAUUAAAUGUACUUUAUUUAAGUAAAAUUCUUUAAUUGCAGUUGAGUAAGAGUAACUCCUAGUAUCGUCAGUUAGGCUCAGAUUGCCUUCUCUUAAGAUAUAUUGGCUUACUACUAUGUAGUUUUAUUGAUGCAUUACUUUUUUCUACAGGUACAUGCCAUCUAUUUAACAAUGGUUUUGUUUUACAGGUUAAAAAUUUAGUCUGGUCACUGUUCUGUGCUUACUUGCAUGAGGGACUGAUUCUCCGAGAGAAUUAGACUGGUAUUUUAAUCAUGUCUUAGUUGGAUUAUUGCUGUAGAACAUGUUAAACUUUUCUCAUUCAGGAGAUGGCAGGUUUACUUUCUGCUGUUUGUUAAACUUUAGCCAUGCUGCGGAAGAUAAGGAUGUUACUAUUAUUGUGUUGGCAGUAAACUUGUCAUUUUCGUGAAAGUUAUGUAUAAAGUUACAUAAAUUAAUACAAUGUUGUAAUAAAUCUUUUAAUAUCUCUUUAAAUCUA
Molecule: messenger RNA, 3604 nt
Organism: Tachysurus vachellii
Lineage: Eukaryota; Metazoa; Chordata; Actinopteri; Siluriformes; Bagridae
Gene: atf2
Product: activating transcription factor 2
Exons: 12
Coding region: 253-1719 (488 amino acids)
Biological process (GO): regulation of transcription by RNA polymerase II
Molecular function (GO): cAMP response element binding; DNA-binding transcription factor activity, RNA polymerase II-specific
Source: RefSeq, a predicted model, not a curated record